Messenger RNA from Aspergillus campestris IBT 28561, 659 nucleotides. RefSeq lists its product as uncharacterized. The transcript has a single exon. NCBI's taxonomy places the organism in Eukaryota, Fungi, Ascomycota, Eurotiomycetes, Eurotiales, Aspergillaceae. The record is from RefSeq and is a predicted model, not a curated record. The coding region runs from base 181 to 537 and encodes 118 amino acids.
UGAUUGAAGCUAAAAGUUGCUCUAUACCAAGCCGUGCUGACCCAGGCCGACAAGACACAGGUUGAGAGAUGAUUACUAUCAGAGUGGCAUAUGGAAAGGCGAUAACUUGAUAAGGGAGCGUGAAUAUACAAUGAAGUGACUGGGACGAAAUAUGAGGGAAUACAUUGGCAUGAAUCUUGCAUGGCUACAGUAACAUUAAUAGUUCAUUUGAGACUAAUGGCCGCCCUUCUCAUCAACCCUAUUGACUCAAUGUGCUUCGGAAGAUCUGACAAUCUCAAGGAUCUAACUGGGAUAAUUCAGAUGUCGUGUCGCGGGAACAUGGAGCUGGGUCAAGUUGAUCCCAGGGAAGUAUUGGGGAUAUCGUUGACCUUAUCACAAUUAUCAAUACUUCCUUGGCAUUGUUAUUUCAAUAUGCUCUUUUAUCCAUUAUCCUCACUAGUGCAAUUCUCCUUCUUCGCUAUCAUAUCAAGUUUAUGCUACCAAAUGCCAACAAGCCCAAAUCUUAUAUCGAGCGCCAUGAGUCAUGCUUCCAGUUGAUCCACCCAUGAGAAGCAGGGCAGGCAUAACAGGUAGGUGUCUUCCCAGCCCACUCGUUAUUUACAGUGACUCACAUCAAUGUACUAGUUGUCCCUUACUACCUACUAUCAGUACUAACAGAU